AUGGGGAAAAGGGCCUUCAAAGCACAAAGUUCGACCCAUUCUGGCGAGUAUCAGGAUGAACUAGUUAACCUGAAGGCCAGGCUGCAUGCUGGACAAGAACAGCUGGGAAGGCUGAGGGCAUCUACUGUAGGCACUCACAUUUUGAAGCACAACGCCAGCCUGAGACAGAGAGCGCUUCCUGUCCUGCUGACUGCAGAAGUUAAACGGAAUCUCCACUCCCGGAUUGAGGAAAGAAAGGCGUCUUCCCCGUUUAUUUUCGCGAAGCUGCGGACCUUCGCGGCGCCCCGACUGGGCCCACCCCGCGGAGCUGUCGGGUUAGCAGGCGCCCAGGACUUCCUGAAUCCCCGGCCCCUCUGGUCUAUCCUAGAUCCCCCAGGACUCAGGCCUGGGAAAAUCACGGCCUCUGCCAGGCUCCUCCUCGCAGGCUUUGCAGUUUGCCAACUCGCGGCCACACCUGAGCUCGCCCAGCGGUCCCGGGCAGUGACUCCGCAGAGCCUCGGUGGGGGAGGGGACAGGGGAGAGAAUAGGGAAGAGGGGCGCGAUCUGAGUCUGGGACCCGUUGCCAAGAAACUCGACCCUCGGGCUCUGGCCGUCAGCAGCCGCGGUGCAGCUGCCUCCCCCUGCCCCCAGGUCGCCCAGCAGAGCUUUCUGGAGCUGGGUGCUCAGAAGACCCCAGGCGGAGGCAAGAACCUUGGGCCGCGGCGAAGCCCUCGGGGAAGCCAGACGGCGCGCUCCAGCUCCCCAUCGCGGGCGUGGGCCCCGGGGUGGAGGCAGUUGGGUCGCGGCCCUGCCACCCCCAUGCUGCACGGCCUCGGCCCAGUGCCACCACCUCUGUGGGGCGCCGUUUCAGCCUCCAGAUGGGGUGGCGGCGGGCCCCAGCCCUUGCCCCAAGUCUCUAAGGAAGGGUCUGGCCUGGCCAGCCCGGAUCCGAGCUGCUGCGUACGCGCGGGGCUGGGAGCUGCAAGAACACGCCCGGGGCCCGGGGUGAGCGGCUGGGCCCUCGGGGUAUCCGGCGCGCGCGGGGGCUCCAGCUGCGCCCUGGUGGGGGCCAGAGCAUGAGGGAGGCCGCCCCAGCUUGUUCUGGGCUGCAGCCCUGCCGACCGCGCGAGACAGGCGCCGCCUCCUCUCCGGGCCUCCAAGACGCAGACUAGAAGCCCAUAGCUGCUGGGAAGAUGGGCACCCCAGGUCUCCGCGCACGGCCUCCCCAGGGCCACGGUGAAACAUGGAUGAGACACUCAGGCACCUUCCCGGCCCCCGGCGAAAACGCAAAGCCUGAGCCCACGAUGGGCUCGGAAGCUCUGCGGGAUUGAGUAAUCAGAGGAAUGCUGAUCUGGAAGUACAAUGGCCGGAAGACACCCGCAGAAACCGCGGGCACUGGAGAGCAAGUGCAGCUUUAAUCUCCAGGCGUGGUUUAGAUGGAAAGCAGCCUGGAGACCAGUUAAGAGAACCGCGAGCAGAGCGCACUGGACUAGCACCAACAGAUGUGAGUUCGAGACCGUCCUGCCCCUUAACCCUGUAUGACCUUGGCCCAUUUUUUAAGUCUCUGAGCCUCGCAGUGUUCUCAUUCCUGAAAAGAGCCUGCCCCACCUCCGGACUGCAGUGAGAACAAAAGGAGACCAUAAACAUGACUUUUUGCCACUUUUGGAGCCCCACACUGAGGAAAGAUUUUCCUAGCACCUGGGAGAUUUUCUUUAGCACCAGCUGCCAAGAAUGCUGGGAAGGAGACAGCCCCCUCCCAGAAGGAAGACGCCUUAAAUCAGCACUUCAUUUUUCCUCCUAUUAAAAUGCAAUCUAAUACUGGAGAAGUGUAAAAAUUAAGGAGUCGUUAGAAGCCA
Nomascus leucogenys (northern white-cheeked gibbon) is the source of this 1835-nucleotide messenger RNA. Its product is annotated as rho GTPase-activating protein SYDE1-like. The coding region runs from base 1 to 1059 and encodes 352 amino acids. The record is from RefSeq and is a predicted model, not a curated record. The transcript has 3 exons. Lineage: Eukaryota; Metazoa; Chordata; Mammalia; Primates; Hylobatidae.